UGUUUCUUCGGGGUCUGAUCUGCUCAGAUUUCCAUCAUGAAUAAAUAAGAGAGUUUAUAUCCCAGAGUAAUAUUUUCCCUCCCUCGUUUGGAAUGUAUUUUUCUCCCUCUCUUUCCAUUUUACCGAAAUUAUGUGCGCAUGUGGGUGUGUCGUGGCUUAGCCUGGUGUAGUGCUUGUGCGCACUCCGAAAAAGAGGUAGAAGUUGAGAAUGACUUUAGUUUGAAGCCGCUAUAGCCUGCUAUUGGACUUCCAGUAUGGCUGUUUGGACUCGAGCGGACAAAAACGGACAACUGGAUCUUCUGCUCCGGGACCGCUGGGUUCGCGUUACGGCCGAGCUGGCCCGUGAAACUCUAACUUUAACGGCUGAAGCAGAGAUAGGUGGACCUGUGUGUAAUGUGGAAUAUAACUCUCCAUCAGGCCUGCGGAACGGAGUACCGAACGGGAAUGAUCCCGGAAUCGUAAACCCGAACCCGAAUCGCGGCCAAUCCCCGAAUCCACAGCAACAUUCGAACCACGCUGCAUUAAGGCGAAGCAGCAGUCCCGCUCGCGGUGGGGUCGGUCGAGGACAGUAUGACAACAGCUAUGGGUUCGGUAGCCCAGGUUCGGGCAGACAAACCCACGAUAACGGGACAAACUCUGAUUUUGGAAGCCCAGGGUCCAGCUACGGCAGUCCUGGAUCUAGUUUCAGCUCCAGGCAUGGCGAAACGAGCAUCAGUCCCGACAUCAGCAUAUCGGAGGCGGUGAGGAAAGUUCGAGUUGUCAAGCAGGAGUCGGGUGGGUUAGGCAUUAGUAUAAAGGGUGGUCGGGAGAACCGAAUGCCCAUCCUGAUCUCCAAGAUAUUCCCUGGGUUGGCAGCGGACCAGAGCCGGGCUCUCCGGGUCGGUGAUGCCAUCCUUUCUGUCAACGGGAAUGACCUCCGGGAAGCGACGCACGACCUGGCGGUGCAGGCGCUUAAAAAGGCCGGCAAGGAGGUGACUCUGGAGGUGAAAUACAUCCGGGAGGUGUCCCCGCUCCUCAAGAAGCCCUCUCUGGUGGCUGACCUCCCGUGGGACGAGGUGCGGCCGCAGUCCCCCAGCCUGAGCGGCAGCGAGGACUCAGGGUCCCCCAAACACGCCGGGGCCGGGGCCAAGGACCGCAGGGAGCACUACGGGGGCCGCGACCGGAAGGUCCUCUCCCUGAAGAUGUGCUUCAUCAGCAGGAACAUGACCAUGCCCGACCUGGAGAACCGGCUGCUGGAGCUGCUCUCUCCGGACGGGCGCCACACGCUGGUGCUGCGCUGUAAGGACUCGUCCAGCGCUCACUCCUGGUUCAGCGCCAUCCACGCCAACAUCGCGGCGCUGCUGCCCCAGGCUCUCGCCCGCGUCAGUGCCAACACCCAGCGCCCCCUGCGACACGUCGGCUGGCUGGCGGAGCAGGUGCAGUUGGAAGGCGGGCGGCACCAAUACCGGCCGGUUGUCAUGGCGCUAACGGAUAAAGACAUCCUCCUGUUUGAUUCGGUGCCCUGGACCCGCGAAACCUGGGCCUCCCCUCUGCUGACGCAUCCGCUCCUGGCAACCAGGCUGGUACACUCCGGCAGCGCCCGCAGCUCUCCGGCGCUGGGCGCGGACCUGGUGUUCGCCACUCGGACUGGCACGGCGCAGGGCAUCGAGUCGCACGUGUUCCGCGUGGAGACGCACUGGGACCUGUCCUCCUGGACCCGCGCGCUGGUGCAGGGGGGGCACGCUGCCGCCGAGCUCAUCAAGGAGGUGUCCGUUGGCUGCGUUCUGAACAGGCAGGACGUUCGCCUCACGCUGCACUACGAGCGCGGCUUCACCGUGACGCGCGACCCCGGGGAGGCUGCGGGGGGCGCUGUUCUGGUCCGCUACCCUUUCGAGAAGCUGAAGAUGUCGGGCGACGACGGAGUCCGGAACCUCUUCCUGGACUUUGGCGGGUCCGAGGGGGAGAUGGUCUUUGAUCUGCACUCAAAUCCCAAGCCGGUGGUCUUCGUCCUACAUUCCUUCCUGUCUGCGAAAUUGACACGCAUGGGACUGCUGACGUGAGGGCGGGCGGGGGAUGGUGAUUUAUCAUAAUCCGACGGUCUCCUGUGGUGUCAUACCAACCACAUCUUUCCCACAUUACCCAUAGUUCCUGUUUCUAUCAGGAUAGCCAAACGUGCCUUUUCUAUUUAGUCGAGGAAACAAAAAGAAGACUGAAGAGACAGUGUUAUGUGUCCAGAGGCCAUAGUUUUAAAACAAAGAAAGCUUUUGAAUAUUAUGCACAAUAAUAGUAAUGAUAUUACGCAUACAUUUUUUUUUUUUAACGUGUGUACAGAUCUAUUUCUGUAGAUCGUUUUUUGGUUGCUUUUCAUGUUCUGCACGGCGUAGAUUGGAGGACCUGAGAAUCGAUGGCGUUGGGAAGAAUUCAGAACCAUAACCGGGUCAGGAGCAUGGGAAAAAUCAGGAGUGAAAAAAAGAAAAGAAAAAAAGAAGCUGUCUGCUCCACUAUUCCCCACAGGGGUUACGGUUACAUUUCCCAUUCAUGUCCAGUGUCCCUCAGACCCAGCCCCCUGCCCCGAACAGCAGUAAUCCAAUUUCUGUGUAUUGUAACAGAGAUUAGUGCACUGAUCCAUAUCCCCAGCGAGGGAAUGACUGAAGCUCAGAAGAGAGGCAGGAAAAUGGGAUAGAGACCGGCCCUUCCUCUUUGCUCCAACUACAGUGCCACCCUGGAGAGCUAAGCUCUACAAACCCCAAAGCUGCUGUAGGGAGACUGAAGUCAUUUAUUUCAAGAAAAAAAUAAAAUAAUAAUAAUGAUAAUAAUAAUAAUAAUAAUAAUAAUGCCAAUGGUAACGGCUCAGUUUCCUCUACUUUUUCAGCCAUUCUGGGCAUUGGCAGAAGGAUCACGUGGUUGAUUAUUUAACAUGCCGCCACCUAUAGGUGGGAGAUGUAGCUGCACUCCGAUGUCACUUACCAUCAUGGUGGAAAGCCUGUGGCUUCUUCUCGGAACAGCAUUGCACCCUUGUGGUCUCUUGAAAUGUUUCAGGUCCUCGUGAGCCGGGGAGGGAACUAUGUUGUCCAUUGAUUUCACAGAACAGCAACAUAUUUCAGUUGAAGGCAACUUAUUUGCAGGGUCUGACCCAAGAUUGUUGUGGUUCUGUGAUUUUUAUCAGCAGAGUUGACCCGCUUGCAUUAUGGUCCUUGUCAAUAUAGACUAAGGGACAUUCUUAUAUAUUUCCAAAGAGGACUAAACUCAAACCAAGCUUUUAUGAGAAUUUAUCAGCAUUUAGUACUGUAUAUAGACAUGUGGAACUAGACCUUGUUGGAUUGAAAUUAGACUUUUGAAGCUUUUGUAUAAUGUGUUUUGAAGCACUUCCCAGUAAAACCUGAAUGAAUAUAAUGACAGAAAUGUCAUGAACGCAAAACUUUAGUUGUCCGCCCCCGACCCCCGCUGGAAGGGCAUAGAGAAAGCAUGUCCAAGUGCUUAUUGUCAGAUCCUCUUAACUAGAUGCCUAAAUUGUUACAUUGUCAUACGGUCAAAACUGGAUUCAGCCAUGCUGGUUCUUGCCUUUCUCCAGAAACGAUGAACAGUGGAAGAAAGGGUCUUUGUCCAGAGUUGGACCAGGAUGUGCUAUAGUUAGUGGUUUGAGAGUUCUGGACUUGAGGACUUUGGCUUCAAAACCUUGAAGCUUGACUGCUUUUAGUAUUGCAGUAAAUGCUCUUUUUUUUGCAAUGCAACACAGUAAAUCUUCUGCAAAAAUGUAAAGAAAUUUGGACACAAGUUAUAUCGUAGUGCAUUCUUCUUCGACAAUCAGUCCCUUACCCGUUUGGUUAGGAUUAACGGCGAGGAAGUCCCAGGAGAAACGAAAAUGCUAGUGUACUCUACCACUACUUGUUUGUGUAGGGUCCCUGCUGCCAUGGUCUCACCAGGCCACAUCCACAGAACCACAGUCUGGGUUUUCCCCUGGUAUGGACCAUGGCGCCCGUGAAUGUAUCUCAGCAAUCCUCCGAGCUUCCAAGGCAUGGAAAACAAGCCAAACUGCCAUACUCUGACUUUUGAAAAUAUUAUUUCCACUCUUAUGUGUUCAUUCAGACCAGGCUUGUCUUGUGGCAAGGCGUAGUUUCAACCUCCCCUUUCAGAAAGCCUUUAUGAACCAAAGUUUGAUACUUCAGGCAGCUUGCGUUUUCCACAAUCAGAUAUUUUAAUCGUAGGGGGGAUGUGCUCCCGAAAUGUGUUGCUAUCUCUUAUGCGCACUCUUAAGAUAUAUAAAUCAUAUGCCUCAUUUAUGUUGUAUUCUCAAAUGUAAAUAUAUUAUGAAUAAAAUGAUACUUUUAA
Molecule: messenger RNA, 4308 nt
Organism: Conger conger (European conger)
Lineage: Eukaryota; Metazoa; Chordata; Actinopteri; Anguilliformes; Congridae
Gene: sntb2
Product: syntrophin, beta 2
Exons: 7
Coding region: 255-2039 (594 amino acids)
Cellular component (GO): intracellular anatomical structure; dystrophin-associated glycoprotein complex; synapse
Molecular function (GO): structural molecule activity; protein binding
Source: RefSeq, a predicted model, not a curated record